GAAAAUCUUCUCCCUCAGAAAAAAAACUAAUUUUGCUGAGAUGGCAGAACAACAAGAGGAAGAUCUCUGAGGAACGUGACCAAAGAGGAAGACAGAUUUCAAAACCGACUUUCACAGAAUUACAAAAAAAUACUGUUUCAGUCCGUCAGAGAAGGGCAGAAAUGUGGAGAAUAUGAGCUUCUUCUAGACUCUUGAAGCUCCUCCUUCGCUCGGCCACUCCUCUGCCCCGUCAUUCUUCACUCCAUCGUCUUCACUUCUUCAGAUACUCGAGUUUUAAGAGAAAUGGCUCCAAACUCACCAAAAGACAAGUACUUCGGAGUGUGGCUGAUCUUCUUCAUGCUUGGUCUGGGGACGCUUCUGCCAUGGAACUUCUUCAUGACCGCUACAACGUAUUUUACCAGCCGACUGAAGGACUCGUCUUCAUCAGAUCUUCUGGUCAACCAAACAGAGGCAGCAGGUCAACGGCGCACAGUUUUAGAGGCUAUAUUUAACAACGUGAUGACCAUGUGUGCCAUGCUGCCCCUUCUGCUGUGCACGUGUCUCAACUCUUUCCUGCAUUCACUAAUCCCGCAGCGCCUGAGAGUGAUGGGAAGUCUACUCGUCAUCAUGUUGGUCUUCAUCAUCACAGCCAUUCUGGUUAAAGUCCCCCUGGAUCCACUGCCCUUCUUCUGUCUAACUAUGGUGAAGAUCGUCAUCAUUAACUCUUUCGGGGCGGUUCUUCAGGGCAGUCUGUUUGGGAUGGCCGGUUUGCUCCCGGCUUCUUACACGACCCCUAUCAUGAGUGGUCAGGGGCUGGCUGGAACGUUUGCUGCCUUUGCCAUGAUCUGCGCGAUUGCAAGUGGUUCCAACAUACAAGAUGCUGCCUUUGGUUAUUUCAUCACGGCCUGUGGAGUCAUUUUCAUGUCCGUCCUGUCCUACAUCCUCCUGCCUAAAUUGGAAUUCUUCCAGUUUUAUCAGGAGAGAAAACAUCAACUCACAUCAGACGACAGACAGAACUCCCUUCAGCUGAUUAACAAAGACAUGAAGGAGCCAGUACCUGAUGUGGUGGAACCAAACAACAUUUCCUGCAUGGUGAGGAUCUUUAAGAAGAUCUGGGUCUUGGCGUUGUCGGUGUGCUUUCUGUUCACGGUCACUAUUGGGAUAUUUCCUGCCGUCACUGCCGACACUCGGUCUACCCUCGCAGCAGGAGGCUCCUGGGAGAAGUAUUUCAUCCCAGUUUGCUGCUUCUUGCUCUUCAACUUGUGUGAUUGGAGUGGGCGGAGCUUGACUGCUGUCUGUAUGUGGCCCAGAAAAGACAGUCUGGUUCUUCCUGUGUGUGUCCUGUGUCGAACGCUCUUCAUUCCCCUCUUCAUGUUGUGUAACGUUGAGCCUCGUUUUCACCUGCCAGUCUUCUUCCACCACGAUGGCUUCUUCAUCGUCUUCAUGAUCCUCUUUGCCUUUAGUAACGGAUACCUGGCGAGCCUCUGCAUGUGCUACGGCCCAAAGAAGGUUCUUCCUCAUGAAGCUGAAACAGCUGGAGCCAUCAUGGCUUUCUUCCUGUCUCUGGGUUUGGCCUUAGGAGCCGUGUCAUCCUUUCUCACCAGAGCGCUGGUCUAACUGACCUGGAAGUCCAGCUCGCACAUGUGUGACGCUAAAACGACCUGCAGAGAAAACACCUCCUGUGAUUCUGUUAGAACGUAACAACUGCGUUAUUGAUGUGAUCUGAUACUGCUAGUCUGAACUAACAUGUUUAGGUCCAGGAAGGUGGUUCAGGUCUGACUCAGAGACUAUGAAUGUAAGGUCAGGAUUCGUUGAGAGAGUUGACUGUCUCACCCCUUAACCCAAGAUCUCGUUGGCUCUUGACUUUGUUCUGGUGGUAGUGCAAUGAACUGAUUCAGUAAAUGUAUGAAUGUCAUUGAAAUUACGUGGUUCCGCUUUUAAAAAUCUGACCUGGAGUGGACUGCUGACCUCUAUCGGAAGGACGACGAUCUGGAUUAUCAACCUGAGAAUUAUCUGAACUAAGAUUAUUUAAUUGUUUGUACUUUCCUAAGUAUAUGAAGGCAUUUUGAAGUGACUGAUGAAUUGAUUAUAAAAAAAAUAGCAUUUAAGAGUUUUGAAGGAAAAUAAUUAGAGGUGUUGAAUUUUAAUCACUAACUGGAUGAAAGCACUCAUGUAUCUGGAAUAAUCAAAUUAUAAUGUUAUUUUCUGGGUUUGUUCAGAAAUGUUUAUGAGUUAAAUGUCAUUGAAGUUUUUGUUUGAGGCACUUCGUUUGGGAAUAAAAAUAAAAUUUUAAGUAAAGUAAUUUUUUCCCACCA
Molecule: messenger RNA, 2294 nt
Organism: Oryzias melastigma (Indian medaka)
Lineage: Eukaryota; Metazoa; Chordata; Actinopteri; Beloniformes; Adrianichthyidae
Product: equilibrative nucleoside transporter 1
Exons: 13
Coding region: 283-1596 (437 amino acids)
Biological process (GO): nucleoside transmembrane transport; uridine transmembrane transport
Cellular component (GO): plasma membrane
Molecular function (GO): nucleoside transmembrane transporter activity
Source: RefSeq, a predicted model, not a curated record